Trichoplusia ni (cabbage looper) is the source of this 3628-nucleotide messenger RNA. RefSeq names its product regulator of nonsense transcripts 2 (gene Upf2). The transcript is spliced from 10 exons. The record is from RefSeq and is a predicted model, not a curated record. The coding region runs from base 115 to 3456 and encodes 1113 amino acids. Gene Ontology annotation, molecular function: protein binding; RNA binding. Gene Ontology annotation, cellular component: cytoplasm; exon-exon junction complex. NCBI's taxonomy places the organism in Eukaryota, Metazoa, Arthropoda, Insecta, Lepidoptera, Noctuidae. Gene Ontology annotation, biological process: nuclear-transcribed mRNA catabolic process, nonsense-mediated decay.
UCAAAAACUGAACCAAUAACAACGGAAUUUAGAAAUAUUAUAUUUUGAAUUCUGUAACUACAUUUCUAUUGAGAGUAUAUUUAUAGAUAUUAUGCUAUUUGAUUAACAUCAAUCAUGACUUCCACUGAAAAAGACGCAGAGAAAAGUGAUCAACCAGACGAGAAUCCGCCGGAAAAUGCCGAAGACGAGAAAGCUGUCCUCGAUGAGUAUAUUUAUAACCUAGAAUCUAGAGUAAAGCAGAAAUCUGAGUUGAGAAAUCAGAAUUUGAACUGUGUACGUCCACCCGAUAAUUAUUUUUCGAAAUUAGAUUCUGGGUUAAAGAAGAACACAACAUUUGUGAAAAAAUUGAAGUCCUUUAGUGCGACACAAAUAGAUACUCUCUUAAAGGAUUUCAAUGCUCUGAACUUGACAAAAUACAUAUCAGAAGUUGCAGCAGCGAUUGCUGAAGCUAAACUCAAGAUGUCUGAUAUUGCAGCUGCUAUAAAUUUAUGUUCAGCACUGCACCGGACAUAUGCAGACUUUUCUUCAAAUUUCUUUGAAAACUGGCAGAAAAUUCUAACUUUCAAAGCUACAGAUAAAAUAACAAAUUCUUCUAAAUUACGAGUUGACAUAAGGUUUUAUGCAGAGCUGGUGGCCGUUGGUAUAUUUACUAAUAAGACUGGGCUACCACUACUGGGUAAUGUUCUGACAGUUCUGAUAAAUAUGGACAAAGAGGAGCAUAAUAAUAUACCAAUACUUUUGUCAUUUUGCAAACAUUGUGGUGAAGAUUAUGCUGGAUUAGUACCAAAGAAAAUUAGAGAUGCAGCUGAGAAAUACAAUGUGACUAUUCCUAGGAACACAUUCUUGCCAGCAGAGAAGCAGACUGCAGUAAGAACUCUUCUGAAGGACUAUUUUCUGUCUUUAACAAAACACUUGCUAGCGGAGAGGGCUCAACUGCAGGCUUUACAUGCUGCCAACCAAAGGACACUGCAUACUAGAGGUGAAUUGUCUCAAGAGAGAAAAGACCAGUUGGAGCAACAUCAGGCAACCUACGACAAGUUGCUCACAGGAGCACAGAGCUUUGCAGAAGUGCUAGGAGAAGAGUUGGGAGAAGCCGGUGAGCCUCCCACACUAAGUCUUACAGUGACAGAGACACAGGGUACUGUGACUAUUGGAAGCGGUGAAGAGUUCACCUUGCAGGCCGGUAUAGACCCCUGGCAAGAUGAAGACACAAGAACAUUUUAUACUAGCCUGCCUGAUCUAAAGGUUUUCAUGCCUAACUAUCAGUUGAAAGAAACAGUUAAAAGUAAGACUGAAACAGUAACUGAGGAAAUGCUAGAUGAAGAUUUGAAAGAGGAUGAACUGAGUGACAGUGAAGCACCCCCCACUGUUCCUGACAUGGAUCAAGAAGAGGCUCAGCCAUCCAAUGUUUCAAACAAGUAUGCUCUCGACGCAUUUUUGAAUGAACUGCCGAAUUGUAUCAAUCGAGAAUUGAUUGAUAAUGCAGCAGUUGAUUUUGUUUUGAAUCUCAAUACAAAGAAUAACAGAAAGAAACUAACAAGGGUCCUCUUCAGUGUUGCCAGAACUAGACUGGAUUUGUUGCCAUUUUACUCAAGGUUUGCAGCUAUACUGUACCCAGUGUUACCAGAUGUGUGUGUAGAUUUGUGUCAAAUGCUGAAACAGGACUUUAAGUAUCAUGUCAGAAAAAAGGAUCAGAUUAACAUCGAAUCUAAGAUCAAAGUGGUGCGUUUUAUCGGCGAGUUGGUCAAGUUCAGUCUGUACUCGAAAAUGGAAGCUUUGUAUUGUUUAAAAGUUCUCUUGCAUGACUUUAAACAUCACCACAUUGAAAUGGCAUGUAAUCUCCUCGAGACCUGUGGAAGGUACUUGUACUGCAACCCAGACACACAUCAACGCACAAUGAUAUAUCUGCAGCAAAUGAUGAGAAAGAAGACUGUAUCAGCGCUAGAUUCGCGUUACGUAACGCAAAUAGAAAACGCAUUUUACUAUGUCUGCCCACCUGAAGCUCCGGCUCAACCUAAAGAGGAAGAACCCCCUAUGCACCAGUUUAUCAGAAAAGUUCUUCAUGAAGAUCUCCAAAAAAGUAAUGAAGAGAAAAUACUAAGACUGAUGAGAAAAUUGAACUGGGAUGAUCCAGAUACGGCAGCUAUCGCGAUACAGCAUCUAGCAGGCGGCUGGAGAGUGAGGGCCAGCGCCAGGAGGGCUUUGGCAAGACUGACAGCAGAAUUAGCAGCUUGGCAAGAAAACGUAGCCCCUGCAGUAGUUGACACAAUCCUCGAAGAAAUCAGGGUCACCAUGGAAGACCCUCAUCCCAGAUACAAUCAGAGGAGAAUAGCCACGGUUAGAUACUUAGGAGAGCUAUACAACUAUAAGCUGUUAGACUCCCGCGACGUGUUCACAGUUUUAUAUUCCUUCAUAACAUUCGGCGUUACAAAUGACCACAGUAAUGUUUCUCCCCUUGAUCCACCAGACAACGUGUUCAGAAUUAGACUAGUCUGUGCCCUUCUCGAGACUUGCGGCGCUUAUUUCAAUAGCGGAUCGAGUAAAAAGCGUCUGGAUUACUUCUUGACAUUCUUUCAAAAUUAUUACUGGUUCAAACAUUCUGACCCACAUUGGACUGACGAUAAUAUGUUUCCGAUUUAUGUAAAAUACAUUUAUCAAGAAUGUUUAACUACUCUGAGACCCAAGCUAACGAUGUUUAACAGUUGGCAAGAAUGUAAGGACGCAAUAGAAGAAUUGCGACAGACUUUAUAUCCAGAGCUUGGUGAAGAAGAUAAUGACAAUGAAGAUCUGGGUGACGACAGUGUGAAUGAAGGAUUGGACACUAUAAUUGAGACUGAUGAUGAGACAGACAAUCCUCAGCUGCCUGAAGAAAGUUCUGAUGAAGAGCCCAUUACAGAAAAUACUGGAAAUGAUGACGGCGAUGUUCCUCAAAAUGACGACAUUACUAUUGAACCCAGAAGACCUGCUCCAAAACCCGUGGAAGAUGUUGAAUUUGAAUCGGCAUUUGAGAAGAUGGUUAUGGAGAAUAUUGCUGAGAGACAGCGCGAGACUAGACCGCAGCAGCGAGACAUAGCCGUCCCAAUGACCUGCCGCCAAACUACCAAAAAGACGUAUGAACAACUGCUGCUUUUACAGCAAGGUAAAGAAGACGUGGAAUUUGUGCUAAUGGUGAGGAAAGGUACUAAACCUCAGUACAAGUCAUUCAAUGCCCCGCCUGAGCUCGCCAGCAAUCUACAGCAGCAAGCUUUGGCAGAUAAACAAGAAAUGGAGAGAAUGAAACUGCUGACUUUAAAUAUCUCGGAGAGGCAAGAAGAGGAAGAAUAUAGCGCAGAGAGUGGAGGAGGAUCAGGCGGUAGCGGCAAUCCGAACCGUGGCCAACAUGUCCGUCAAAAGUACCAACACCCAAAAGGAGCUCCCGAUGCAGACCUUAUAUUUGGCCCGAAAAAAUUUAAAUAACACAUGGCCCCCGUAGAAGAGUAGACAGGGGAACUUUUAAAGAUUCCGUAUCAAUACCUGCUACUUUUCUGAAGACGGUGUAAAUUAUAAUGAUGAUUAGUGAGGAACUUGUUAAACGUAAUUUGUAUGUUAAAAAUAUAUUUCUUGAAAAUAAAUUAGAGAUUUUUAAAGG